Symbiodinium natans is the source of this 1227-nucleotide messenger RNA. NCBI's taxonomy places the organism in Eukaryota, Dinophyceae, Suessiales, Symbiodiniaceae. The record is from the annotation of a GenBank genome assembly.
AUGCUCUCCAAACAAAUCUUGGGUCGUUUCCUCGAUUUCUCCGAAACCGCGCCGGCCUUUACCAGCCUUUAUGAGGGUAUGUGGAAAAUGUCGGGUCGCUGUGGCGACCAAGGUAGCGUCAUGACGAGCAUGAUAUUUGCUUGCAGCCUUGUGGUCAUCGGGAUUGAGGUAGACAUGCAGCGAAGCCGGGACCUGGAGGCCCGAUCGUAUUGGUUUGCCUUGGAGGCCUUGUUUGCCGUGUUCUUCGGGGUGGAGGCCCUGUUGCGGGUUCACCAGCUGGGAUUUGACUACUUUCUUGAUGCGUGGAAUGUCUAUGACUACACCUUGGUGACCCUCAGUGUUGCGGACGUUGUUGUGAGCAUCACCGUGCCCGGGUCUGGGGGACUCGGAAUCGCGAAGAUGCUUCGCAUCUGCCGGCUGCUGCGUAUCUACCGCUCCAUCAAGGGCUUGAAGGCGCUUGCAGGCCUUUGGGUCAUCACGCAAGGCUUCCUUGACUCGCUCUUGGCCGUGGUUUGGGUCACCUUCGCCUUGUUCCUUUUCCUCUUCAUGUUCGCCGUGAUUGUGACGACCAUGGUGGGGCAAGACCUCGACAUCCGACGAGAAUGGAGCGGCGCGGAUCUUUAUGUGGGCGGGCUGUGGAAAUCCAUGCUCACCAUCCUCCAGGUGUUCACAAUCGAUUCCAUCGCCACUACACUGGGACAGCCAUUGAUGAACAUCUCGCCGAUCACCGUAGCAAUGCUGGUGAUAUCAGUGGUUUUUCUGAAUUUCGGGUGCAUUAACAUCCUUGUGGCGGUGAUGGUGGAGCACAUCGUCAACAUUGCCGCAGAGACCCGGGUGAACUUUGCCAAGGUCCUGGCCAAGGUUGAGAGCAAGGUUUUUGGCGCCAUGCUGGAAGAGUUAACCGAGUAUUGCGAUGAUGGGGAAGGUGGCGGAGAGCUGACCUACAAGGACUUCAAGAAGGUGAUCCGUACCAAGACCAUGAUGGAAAAAAUGAAGCUGCUCAACUUUUGUUUCGAUGAGAUGGAGCUCCUCUUUGAGCUUAUGGAUGCCGAUGGGAGUGGCUCCGUCAGUCCGAAGGAGUUCGUGGCAGGCUUGCGGAAGAUGAAAGGCACAGAGCUCACGAUAAAUUAUUUGGAUCUGGCAGACGACAAGCAGGGCCACCCCUUCCUGGACGUGCGUGGCAGCCCGGCGCCACCGUCUGGCACGGCGGUACACUUUUGCGUGUGA